GCAUGUUUGAACGACGAUCCAAACCUAUUGGUGAACCAAGAAUUGUAGUUAAUAAAGCGAAAAAUAUAAAUUGCAUUGUAUUUGUAUUUGUAUGUGUAUGUGUAUGUGUGAAUGAUAUAGAACAGAAGUAAAAGUAUUGACAAUCCAGGGAUCCACCACCUCUAUUUAUACCUCACAAGAACACCUCCUCAUCGCAUGGCCAGAGCAUAGCUUACGAAGUGGAAUCACCCAUGUCAUGACCCAUUUGCCUAUCCAUCCGAGUAAGGCUAGGAUACAUACUCGGAUUAAAUUCCAAAAAUACAAAAGUUCCUCCUCCGAAAACGCAUCUUACUAUAUUUACACCGAGGCAGACCCUGAAACGGUCGCUUCGGAUUAUCUUAACUAUGAGUUUUAUUAACG
Spathaspora passalidarum NRRL Y-27907 is the source of this 399-nucleotide messenger RNA. RefSeq lists its product as uncharacterized. The transcript has a single exon. The record is from RefSeq and is a predicted model, not a curated record. Lineage: Eukaryota; Fungi; Ascomycota; Pichiomycetes; Serinales; Debaryomycetaceae. The coding region runs from base 236 to 397 and encodes 53 amino acids.